AUGCACACUCCGCAUGAUGUUGCCGACAAAGAUGCACUGGAAGUUCCCUUUUCAUGUGGUGUCAGCAAUCUCUUUGAUGCAGGAACUCCUUGUAAAACAGGUGGCGAGUUGCAGACUCGUCAUCUGCGCAAUGAUCUGUUAUCGUUUCAUCCAGAUCAAGCUUUGGCAAUGGAUGAUAGACAUAAUUUCGUCCCCAGCCAUGGGUAUGUGGAAUACAGGAAUCCUAACCCUGAUGUGACGGGUGUGUUUCAGCAUAACAAGGAACCCGGUCUAUAUACAUCUGCUGCAUCUUCGCCUCCCCGGAGCACAUACAAGAACGAAUCGUCAUCACCGUGCGGAGUUCUCAAUUAUGGGUUGAAUAGUCUCAGAGGAUCCAUGCAGAAACAGGACUCCCAUCUGGAUUCGAUGCCCUUCUCAGGACAAGGAAGCGUUGCGAUGGGUUACCAUUGCCAGUGGCCAAACCAUCCUCAGAUCUUUAACAUCCAAGCUUCAGAUUAUCACGUCCCUCUCUCAUCCUCAUCACCACUGAGGCUUGGCCAACACGAAAACAUGCCACAAUUAGCUGAGCAGAACGUUGGUGUGCAGGAUAGCCACGUCGACUGGGAAUCUACAUAUGAACAUCCUGCUAUGAUAAACCACUCACAGUCUAUGUCUAUGUCAACACAUUGUACAGGUCAAAGGAUGAGGAACGUUUGCCUUGAUCACCGGACGUCAGUAAUCUCAACAAGUCCGAGCCACUCCCCACCCAACCAUCACAUUCUGCGCUCACAACAAUCAGACCCGACGUCCAUGUCCUCUUGGAAUACUGAACCCAUUGAUUCGCCCGCCUUGAGCUACCCCACGGUAGACCUUCCUGGCCCUGUUACCCAAGCUUGGUGGCCAACAUCGGAAGUUACCAGUACUUACCAACCCAUGGUCAUAGCCCCAACACCGCAAAAGCCUCAAGCCCACCAGAGCCACAUAUUAGAAAGUAACAACAUGAUGAUGCAUUUAAAACAAUCCCCCGAGAUGGGAUCUUCGGGGGAACCACCGCUUUCCUCCUCCGCAUUAUCCUGCCCAGAACUUAUGGGUCGGUCAUCAUGUACACCACUUGCACCCGCACCAAUUCCCAUUUCGCGAACAUCACCAUUUGAGGACCUAAACCAAAGACAAUACGUGCCGAUAUCCCACAGCCUGUCGCUGUCUCCAGCCAACAUGAUGUCAGCAAGCCUGACACUCCGAUCCUCAUCCACCAACUUAAUCCACGGGUUGUCGAGGUCGGAGCCGCAAAUAUAUCCGCACACCCAACGUCAGCGAAGGGGUCACAUCCGCAAAGUUUCCAGUCUCUCCACGAAUUCUUUAAGGGGCAUUAAAGGGGCACAUAUCACCCCAACCAACACCUACCACCCAGCUGCGAAACCUCCAAUGAUUGUCUCUUUUGUGAACUACACCCCCGAGGAUAGUCAGAAACUUUUAACUGGAGUGGCGCCCAGCGGAAGUUCGAAGACCAAAGCUAGGAGAGAACAAGAGGCGCGCGAUAAAAGAAGAAAGCUCAGCGAGGCAGCUUUACUAGCAGUUCUGAGAGCUGGCGGGGAUGUUGGAGCACUUGAAGCGGUUUUCAGCUAA
Molecule: messenger RNA, 1605 nt
Organism: Paracoccidioides brasiliensis Pb18
Exons: 1
Coding region: 1-1605 (534 amino acids)
Source: RefSeq, a predicted model, not a curated record